This is a messenger RNA of Schistosoma mattheei, 1748 nucleotides long. Lineage: Eukaryota; Metazoa; Platyhelminthes; Trematoda; Strigeidida; Schistosomatidae. The record is from the annotation of a GenBank genome assembly.
AUGUCUUUAGAAAGCAUGGAAUGUAAUGAUACGUGUGGAGUGUUUCCCCCUAGAAAGAUGUGUUUAGAUCAAAACGCUGAGCUUUUCUCGCUGGAGGAGCUUGGACAGAUACUUAGUUUAUGCUCUUAUAGUCAGGAUCUCGGGGUCGUUAAUCAGGAACUGGAUUUGCUGGAUGAUAUAUGUACGAGUUAUAUGGCGGAUAAAAUUGCCGGACUUGCAAAUGGACAACAACUUACCUCCUGUAAUUUUGCACGUGUUGCGGAUUUUACACCCGGUACUCACUCCAUUUUUAUUCCACAUCCGAGAGAAAACAAAAUUGUGCAAGAUACUCAAGUUUCUGAGGAAUGUAAAUUACCACCUAAGAAUGAAGCUGUUCCUUCCUGCCAGGAAAUCGUACUAGAUGCUAAACGAGAGGCUUCUGUUUUGCAACAAGUAUCAAAACUCCAUAAAAAGGGCCUGUGGUCGUCUGAUCGUUUACCAAAGGUUAUGGAGCCGAAAUGCGGAAGACUUCACUACACGCAUCUCCUAAAUGAGGCGAUUUGGUUGUCAGUUGAUUUUCAUGAAGAAACAAAGUGGAAGAAAUAUAUGGCAAGUAAGCUGGCUCGAGCCGCGCAACUUUACCUUAUUACGCGCCAUGAAUGGAAUCGACAGCUUCGGUGUUUUGAAGAGCAGCUAAGAAUGGGAAAUGCUGCUCGUGUGGCAAAGAUGAUCAAGGAUUGGUGGGGCAAUGUAGGCCAAGACUUGGAUCUUGUAAGUUUAAAAACGUCACAGAGACGUUGGGAUUAUGCCUAUAAAGUGAACCAACAUUCUAUAGCUCACUUCUCUGAUAUGGGUCCAAGCUGGUUAGCUUCUGUAAAUUUUGACCUAGAAGAUGCAGGUUUCCACGAAUCUUCAGAUACGUCACAUACUCUGGAUGAUGAAAGAAUCAUGCAAUAUAUUGGCGGCGAUGGAGAUAUUGAUGAUAAAGAUUGGAAGCCAGAUAUAGAAGAUGAAAACUCUACUGGACCACAUAGUUGUAGCCGGUCAACUAGCAGUAGUCUGGCAGCCAGUUUUGUGGAUGAUAGUGAUAUGAGUGGUUUUGGAGUCGCUGUUUAUUCACCUAGCGAUCCUUUAUCUCCAGAAAUCAACUUGACUUCGUGUACCAGAGCUUGCAAUCAAGUUAGCAAACAUCAUGGAUCAGACAGAAGACGAAAGAGUCAAAGCGAGCAUUCAUACACUUCCGACUGUGGACAUUGGGAAGAUGCUUCUGAAGAGACUCAUGAUAUUACUUCAGAAGCUAGGGUAAAUUCAGAUUCACCAGAGUCCUGCGACCAAAGUGUUGAAAGUAAUGAGGUGCAAGGUUUAAUAUCUGACAUGGAAGUUCCAUUGAAUCGCUUUCUUGAACCCUAUAUCGAUCAAGGAUGGUGCAUCAAAAAUAGAGUCACAUCUAGGUCUGGAUAUCGUUCUUCAGAUUCGGAUAUUUCAAACUGUGAACGUGAUUGUUGCUCCUUCGAUAUGGUUUCUCAUCAUGUUCAGAAAGAAAUAUCACUUCUUCAGAAUGAAGCGGACAUGCCUUUACAUCAAAUACUUCCUAGUGGUUACAUAGAUUUCCUUUCCAAAAUUGAUGAGCAAAAAUGUUCUACUGUGUAUAAUCAACUUGAUUCACAAGGUAAUCAUCAUAUGACUGGAUCAUCCAAAAUUGGUAGCAAAACAGAUGGGAAUGAUGGUGAUUCUUUAUCUGCCAUAAAUAAUACUUUAUGCUUGGAUAA